GUGGCGUUAGGUCGGUCUUGUUCCGAAGCUCCGCCUUCGUCUCGGUCUUUCUGGAAACCCAUCUUUGCUCUUGGCCGUGCCAGGCGGGUAUUUUCCGUCCGUUGCGGGUGCCCUUGGGACAGUCCGCUACACUGAAGCGGCGAGACCUUUUGUUCUGUGAAGGUUCGGAAGCUCUCGCAGAGAACAGGGAAGCCGGUUCCCGGAGUUGCGGCCCCGGCGCUGACCUUCCUUCUUUUUUCCCUUCCCGAUUGCAGCGUCUCAGACGCUAGUGUGAGCGCCCCCAUGGCGGAUACGGCCCCCAACGGCCCCCAAGGGGCGGGCGCAGUGCAAUUCAUGAUGGCCAAUAAACUGGACACAGCAAUGUGGCUUUCUCGCUUAUUCACAGUUUACUGCUCUGCUUUGUUUGUUCUGCCUCUUCUUGGGUUGCAUGAAGCGGCAAGCUUUUACCAACGUGCUCUGCUGGCAAAUGCUCUCACUAGUGCUCUGAGGCUGCACCAAAGACUACCACACUUCCAGUUAAGCAGAGCGUUCCUGGCCCAGGCUUUGUUAGAGGACAGCUGCCACUACCUGUUGUAUUCACUCAUCUUUGUCAAUUCCUACCCUGUUACAAUGAGCAUUUUCCCAGUCUUGUUAUUUUCUUUGCUUCAUGCUGCCACAUACACAAAAAAGAUUCUUGAUGCAAAGGGUUCAAAUAGUUUACCUCUGCUGAGAUCUCUCUUGGAUAAAUUAAGCGCUAAUCAACAGAAUAUUCUGAAGUUCAUUGCUUGUAAUGAAAUAUUCUUGAUGCCUGCUACAGUUUUUAUGCUUUUCAGUGGUCAAGGAAGUUUGUUUCAGCCUUUUAUAUACUAUAGAUUCCUUACUCUUCGAUACUCUUCUCGAAGAAAUCCAUAUUGUCGGACCUUGUUUAAUGAACUGAGAAUUGUUGUUGAACAUCUUAUAAUGAAACCUGCUUGCCCACUGUUUGUGAGAAGACUUUGUCUCCAGAGUAUUGCCUUUAUAAGCAGACUGGCACCAACAGUUGCAUAGUGUAACAUCCAGCUAAGUUAUACACAAUGUAAAUAAGCAUUGUUAGCUGCUGGUACUUCUUCUGCUAGGGAUGGAUAAUUCCAGGUGUAAAACUGACCUCAAUGCAAUUUACAUAAUUUACAUAAAUGCAUCUCAAAAGAAAAGUAAUCAUUUUCCUGGCAUGUUUAGUCAAGCCUAUCAAACACUUUCUGAGAAACUCUAUUGUGAUUGUUGUUAAUAGUUAAGGAAGUUUGAAUCUUGUGAUAAAUGUAUCAGGAAUUCUUUAGAUGCUGCUGUGCCUUUAUCAUGAAGUACAUUUAUUUGUCUGGUAAAAAUAGCUCUAAAGUUUGUUUUCAUCUAAUUGGUAACCUGAAUUUACAUCUGGCAUGAGUUCAUUAUGAUAAUAUUAACAUGUAAAUUCAGUAUACUUUGAGACAGUAUUCUUUUGCCAUUCAGUAAUUUUGGUUGAUGGUUGUAACAAAAACACUUCCCUCCUUCUGUAUUUAAUUUCAAAGUGCUUUUAUGUAAAUUUUGUACUGCUUCAUCAGGACAGAUUUAUUUUGGAUUUCUUUAUGUAUCUUAUACUAUGACCUUCCAAAAUUUUAUUUUCAUAUUUACUUCUGUGGCUUUGGGGUUUUUUUCUUACAGGCCCAACUCAAAGGUUGUUAACCAACUGGGUAAACAUUUGUGGUCACCUAAGCAUUUUACAUCAGCGAGCAGUAGUCAUACAGUUUUCCUCUCAGAGACAGGUUGAGUAACAGUUCUCAAAUAGUAAAUCCUUUUAGGAUUGUGGAUACAAUUACUUAGAUCAGAUUCUUGACUGCCAGUUUUCUCAGUUUCUUAGGCUUGAAUUUUCAUAGAUAGUUGCACCAGUUCAGGUGCCCUUUGAAAGGAAUGUAAGUGAAGAUUGAGCUGUGACUGAACUUUGUAUCUGUUCUGAAAUAAUAAUGAAGAUCAUACAUACCUACCUAUCAAAUUUCAUUUAAAAGAUUAAAUAGAAAGGUUUAUAGGUGUUGGUUAUUGAUUGGGAAUGGGGCCAGAGGAGUUGUGGGGGAAAUAGUGUGCAUUUCAGUCUUGUAAUGCAUGGAUAAAUUUAGAGGAAUUGAAUGUAUUAUGCAACUGUGAUUUGAGUUGUUUAACAUAUGAAACACAUUUGUUGAGCUUCCAUCAACUCCCUUUUAAAAUUCAUUCUGACCUUUAUUUAUUAUUGCAUGAUUGGAAAUGUUUAAAACAUUGCAAAAUGUUAAUGCAGAGUAAUGUAAUGGUUUUUGUAACCAGUUUUCUUCUAUGUGCAUGUAAUUUGGAUUUCUCAAAUAUACUCAGUGACUUAGCAGUAACAUCAGUUUUCUUUUUAUUCUACUUUUUGGUCUAUAGAAAUGUGAUACUUACUUGAUAGCUCAACUGUAACCAGCUAUUUUUGUAAUUUUGUAAUAUUAUCUACAAAGGUAGAGAAGCUUCAUAAUACACAGUCGAUUGUUGGGGGGCACUCAUUGUCACUAUGUGUAUAAUCUGAUGGUUUUAAAAACUAAAUUUUCUAGAGCAAUAAAGUAACUUUAAUGUUAAGUAAACAAUA
Messenger RNA from Bubalus bubalis (water buffalo), 2578 nucleotides. It is a transcript of the gene TMEM33, whose product is annotated as transmembrane protein 33. The transcript has 7 exons. The coding region runs from base 283 to 1026 and encodes 247 amino acids. NCBI's taxonomy places the organism in Eukaryota, Metazoa, Chordata, Mammalia, Artiodactyla, Bovidae. Gene Ontology annotation, cellular component: membrane; endoplasmic reticulum. The record is from RefSeq and is a predicted model, not a curated record. Gene Ontology annotation, biological process: endoplasmic reticulum tubular network organization; membrane organization.